AGGAAGAAUACAACUGCACGGCUUUAUUGUGUGCGUUGGCGUCGUGGACCAAUUAGCCAAAUGCUGCGUUUCGGUCCGAGGUCCGGUGCACGACAACCCCUUGGCGUGCGCCUUUCUUCUGUCUGCUCUCGAGUUCCUCGCCGCUCUUGCAGACCAUUGCUCGGAAGAAGGAGACUCCACGCACCUGAUUACCACUCUGUACGGAACCGAGCUAAUGGGGGCGGUUUCUAUGCUUUACGGCACACUGUUACCACCGGAGUCAGCGCCCCGCACGGAAGGCCAACCGCCCCCAAUAAUACCGGCCCUUUGUCUUAAUCUGGCGACCGCAACUUUCAAGCUGCUAAGGAGGGUCGCCGAAUUGGAUUUUAAAAAAUUUCAGGGAGUUCUCGGCGCCGAGGGAAUUUCCUUACAAUUUCGGCACAUCGCUAGUCACCUUAUUUGGUCCUGCACCUCGCCGACGCUACCGAAACCGUCCAACGGAAGUAAGGAUAACACGAAAUUACUGUUGGAGGCGCACCAGCAACUGCUGCACGAGGUUAUUUACGUUACCGGAUACUUUGCGGUCGGCGACCAAGAUAAUCAGGGGUCGAAGUAA
Messenger RNA from Photinus pyralis (common eastern firefly), 595 nucleotides. RefSeq names its product S phase cyclin A-associated protein in the endoplasmic reticulum-like. The transcript is spliced from 5 exons. The record is from RefSeq and is a predicted model, not a curated record. Lineage: Eukaryota; Metazoa; Arthropoda; Insecta; Coleoptera; Lampyridae. Bases 215 to 595 code for a protein of 126 amino acids.